CACAGUGCACCGCGCUCCCUUUCCCCUCACACCGCCGCUAUCCCACAGUGCCCCGCGCGGAGCCGCUCCGUCCCGCCGCUCUCUGUCCGCGCCCCGCGCAGCCAUGGCGUACCGCGGGCAGGGCCAGAAGGUGCAGAAGGUGAUGGUGCAGCCCAUCAACCUGAUCUUCCGCUACCUGCAGAACAGAUCCCGGAUCCAGGUGUGGCUCUACGAGCAGGUGAACAUGAGGAUCGAGGGCUGCAUCAUCGGCUUUGAUGAGUACAUGAACCUGGUGCUGGACGAUGCUGAGGAAAUUCACUCCAAAACCAAAUCCAGGAAGCAGCUGGGGCGGAUCAUGCUGAAGGGGGACAACAUCACCCUCCUGCAGAGCGUCUCCAGCUAGGGGCAGCUUCCCGCUGGGAACGGGACUGGGAAACUGGGAAUGCUGCGGGAACAGGAUCGCGUCCCUCGGCUCCUCGGGAGUUCUGUUUUGUACUGUGGGGUUUUUUGGGGCAAUAAAACGGGGUUUUCACAAAA
Pyrgilauda ruficollis (rufous-necked snowfinch) is the source of this 516-nucleotide messenger RNA. It is a transcript of the gene SNRPE, whose product is annotated as small nuclear ribonucleoprotein polypeptide E. The record is from RefSeq and is a predicted model, not a curated record. Gene Ontology annotation, biological process: spliceosomal snRNP assembly; mRNA splicing, via spliceosome. Gene Ontology annotation, cellular component: U5 snRNP; U1 snRNP; U2 snRNP. The coding region runs from base 104 to 382 and encodes 92 amino acids. NCBI's taxonomy places the organism in Eukaryota, Metazoa, Chordata, Aves, Passeriformes, Passeridae. The transcript is spliced from 5 exons. Gene Ontology annotation, molecular function: RNA binding.